Molecule: messenger RNA, 2669 nt
Organism: Pieris brassicae (large cabbage white)
Lineage: Eukaryota; Metazoa; Arthropoda; Insecta; Lepidoptera; Pieridae
Product: flocculation protein FLO11
Exons: 14
Coding region: 213-1889 (558 amino acids)
Source: RefSeq, a predicted model, not a curated record
AAUUAAAAAUAUCAUUCCGCGCGCGAUCGUUGUAAGUAGUUGCGCGUUCGUCUCGAAGUAUUUGUUAAAAAAUACGCAAAAAUAAAUUUACGACCUACAUUUAGUGGAAUAAUAAUGGUAAUAUAGUUUUACUAUUAGUGAGUUUCAAGAUACCUGAUUGUGAAUGUUGUGUGCAUUGGAAUUUGGUGAACGCGCAAAACUCAUAAUUAGCAAUGGCGACCAAAUCGUACAGCAAACACAAGGAAUAUAAAGAAUUUUCUAGCAGUAGAGGCACAGUGCCCUACACCGACGAACAAUUCGACAUGAUAAAAUCCGACCUUUUACCAAAAGGAAGCAAACUCGACUCUCUAGGCAGGAGUGGUUUGGGAACCAGAGAGUACCAUUAUGAGUACAAGGAAGAGAAGUUACCCGACGGAAAAUAUGACAGGAAGGACUUCCAUACUGUUGAAGAAUACACAGUACCACCAAAGACCAAACCGAAAUCCUCCGAGAGCACAGCCUACUACUAUGAGAGGCAAGAGAGGGAACUGCCUGUAGUCACUGGCACCAGGACUUACAACUAUGAGACUACGAGUUCUACUCCUGGCUAUUCCAAAGUGAAAAGCUCCAAGGCGACAAAGGAGAUGACUCAGAACGUUGAAGAACUAGAUUCUCUUCUGGAUGACUUGCAAAAGGAUCAGGAACGGCAGUUGUAUAAAACCGGUUAUUCAUCGGACACAGCUGAAAGUACAUCAUUCGACUACCGCAGAGGGACUCCAGUCAAAGCGCCAUCUAGCGGCUACUCGACACUGAAACACGAAGAAAGAGUGGAGUCUUCUUCUUGGGGCUCCAGUCCACCUCCACCUUCUGUCACCCGUGCAGCAGAGAUUCGCCAAGAGGUGUAUAGAGAAGAGAAGACAGAGUCGCGCGUAGUCCCAUCUCAGGUGUCUCCCGCCAUUCCUCAGCCUGUUCCACCCACUUUAUGUACGAAUUGUCAUCACGUACCCUCCACUGGCACUCUGUCGCGCUCCAGUACACCUAUGAACAAAGUGACCACGACCGUAAAGACGUACACGUACGAAGUACCCGCAGAUCAGGACCCAACAACAGUGCCAUUGCCGACACGCGCCGAUCAUAGCCACACUUAUGUGUCUGAAGAGCAUCACAACACAACGACAAGUUCAACAGGCACUCUGCCAAGACCAGCUCCGUCCCCGACUCCUGGAUGCCAGUACUGUUCUCAUUGCAACACUAGGAUCCGGGAGUACCGUACCCACACCACAGAUCACACAAAUGAGCGAAUGAUUUACCCUCCCCCCGCGAACGACACAAAACAGCUGCGUCCCGAACCGCACAAUGGACCCGGCCCCUAUGGUCCAACCUCAUACAAGUAUUCGGAGACGAGCUACUCCAGCCAAAAUUCAACCCAGCGAUUCCCCCCCUCUCCGGUGGGCAACCAUCCCCACUCCCUCGCACCCCCUUCCCCAACUCCUCCCUUCCCUCGCCCCUCAACCCCCUCUAACCAGCAACAACCCCCCAAGAAGCUGGAUGAUCUGUUAGCAGAUUUCCCCGAAGCGCGUUUCCCAACACAACCGGAUGGUAUAACUCAACGCAAAGUAGAAGCAUCCCGGGAAACACAAUCCGCUCAAACCAAAGCCGCGCCCGUGGGCAGUAGUAAGAACGUGGCCGGUCCAGCCGUGUACUACCCUCCUGGUCACACGCCAUUCGUCAACAAGGAUUCCGGAUAUCAGGCUAGCGCAAUGCAAGCUGGUGGCGGUCAGUACGCGUCAGGCCGUGCGAUGUACGAAUACGAGUCUGGAGCUAAAUCUCGCGAAAAACGCAGCGAGAAGAAAACAGCAGUGCCAGUCUGUCUGCCUCUCUGCUGUGCUAUGCCCUGUGUUAUUUUGUGAUUUAACCACUAAUACUUGGACGCGGUUUUUUCUACUGGUAUACGUAAUCCUGCAUUUACGUGUACGUUCAUACGCACAUGUUUAUAACGGAAUAAAAAAAUUGCAGUGGUAUAGUGAUGUGAUUAAAAGUGGUUUUGUAAUGUGUUAUUAAAUUAAUUAAUCGGAUCGAAAAUUUAAUAUCAAGAAACCGCGUCUCAACGCUAUUAAAAUUAAACUCGUGUCUCAUUUUUACCAGUGACAUUUAUACUUCAAAGUGUUUCGUCGCAAGUGCCUUUCGAAUCAAAAAUCUUAUCAAUUGGAGUAGAAUUUUGUAUUCUCAUCAUCCAAGCCCGCAUCUAUUUAGGUAUUUGUUUAGAAACUUUGAAUAAUUUCUGAUUUAAGAUGUAAAUCAAUAGGUUUUUCAAGAAAUCUUUUCUAUUAAAUUCAACUUUAUAUAUUACAUUUAAUUUGAACACGCUGUAUACAGCGUUAUUAAUAAUUGUAAUUAAGUGUUAACCCUGCGAUUUCAAAUAUAUAAUGACUAAUUGUAUAAUAAUAAAUAUUAUAAGCUAAGAAUCUCAGUUUAAAAUACAUUUAUUAAUUAAUAUUAAAUCAUAUAAAAAUAUGAAAGAAUUGCUUUUUAAAGACCCGUACAAAAUAAGUAUAUAUUUUUUAUUUGUUGUAACAAUUAUAUUUUCGUAGUAGUUUUAAUAAUUUUUGGUUUCCAUAAAUAUUCUGAUCAUUUAUUUGCUGUAUAAAAGCAUUAACGGUGUGCCAUUAUUGUUAACGUUGUCUAUGUCU